Molecule: messenger RNA, 2336 nt
Organism: Anopheles gambiae (African malaria mosquito)
Lineage: Eukaryota; Metazoa; Arthropoda; Insecta; Diptera; Culicidae
Exons: 7
Coding region: 245-1666 (473 amino acids)
Source: RefSeq, a predicted model, not a curated record
ACCGCCGACACUUUGCGCGGCUAGGUUUAUUUUUUCUGACACGGCCCCACACUAUAAAACCGAUCGUCCGGAAGCAGCGCACGCUUAAUAUUACCUUGAUCUUGAACCGCGUCGCGAUCGGAAACGUCGCGCCGAAACGCCGUACCGGAAUCUUCUCUUGCCAAAUUCGAAGCCGGAAGUGUACACCUGUGAGGUGUGGUGUGUGUGUGUGCGUGUGUGUAUACGGAGAACCAGCUGACCAGCGAUGAUUAGCAUAGGCAGGCGGAACGAGCGGCGGCCAAUGGCGGUCGGGUUGGUGUGGAUCGUCCUCAUCGGAGUGGCCGUUGCGGCGCAGGAGCAAGGUGCCAAUGUGAAAGUGGAAAAGUCAGCUACAGUCGAUUCUUCAGCCCUGCUCGAGGCGGCGCUCUGUGCGGUCAAACCCAACCCGGGCCAGUGCGUACGGCAACAGGCCGCCCGUGUGCUGGGCAACUGGGAAGACAUUCUAAACGCCAAGAAGAUGGAAAUGCUCGCCGAGGCAGACAAGGAGGUCACGGCGCGACAGCAAAGCCGAGGUCUCAGCGAUGCUGAGAUUGCACGAGGCAAACCAUCCACCCUGAUGCAACAGAUCGAGACGGGUCUCGGUGCCCUUUCGGAAUUCGUAUCGGAAGGUGUUGAUGAAUAUGUAUCCGACAAGGAGGAGGGCAAGGAGGAGGAAGCCUCAUCGAAGACGCACAUCCACCAUCUGCUGAAGCUAGGUAACGCAGCCGGUCCGGCCCGGGACGGUGCCCCCGUCGGGCGCGCGGACGCCGACGACGAGGACUACCGCGAUCAGCUCGCUGCUGUGGAGGAUGGUUUGGUGGAUUAUGCUGGCUUGGCGGGCAGCCCGGAUAAAGCACUUGGUAGAGGCAAGCAAGAGGGUGACCAACUGGAUUAUGGGUUUGGUAGUGGCGAACCUAGUGCUGGUGGUCAUGGAGGUGGGUCUCGUAGCGCCAUUGGCGGCGACAGCGGCGAAGGCGAUAGGACGGCUACGACUGGCUACGACAGUGCGGUACAGCAAUCGGCAUCGGCGGCACAGGAGAGCAGGCGGGAGAUGGUGACGGGUAGCGAGCGAGUCCAGGGUGAGGUAGCGGAGGGGCGCCGUUUGGUUGCCACUUCGAAGCCGGCACCGACCGCCGCACCGGCCGUGCGCUUCGUAGACGAUGACGUCGGUGGCCUGCGAAGACGACGCAAGCGUAAGGGCAAGAAGAAGAAGACGUUCAUGAAGCUGUUCAUUCUGGGCGCGGCACUGAAGGCCAAAAUCGAACUGCUGCUCAAGAUCCUGUCGUUCAAGCUGCAGCUGAAGUUCUUCGCCGUUGCACUGAUCGGUCUGCUGAUCAACAUUGCCCGAUUCUGGAUCGAUUUCAAGAAGCAACCUUCUCCACAAAAGGUGAUCUACUACGAACAUGCGCAGCAUCAGCAUCACUACGACGAUCACGGUGACGGUGAUUUCGGUGGCUACUGGAAGCGAUCGCUGCACAAUAUCCAUGACGACGAAGGUCCCAGCUACCCGGGUGGACACGAUCGUGCGGAGCGUUACGACGAGCCCUACCUGUACCGCAACCCGAAGUACACCCCGUCCACAAACCAUUACGCACCACAGCUUGCCGAUCCGCACGCGAUGGCGUACCAGCAGCAGCGGCCAUACUAAUAAUGCAGGCGCGAUGCGCGUACGAACGCGAACCGCAUUUUCCUAGCACUGGGGUUACGUAUCCCACUCGAGAAUCCAUUCCAUCUUUGGUCCAGUUUGCGUUAGGUUGAGAGACACUUCGCGGAGCGAAAGGCAGGCAGCAUGUUUUAUCAUCACUCAUUAUCAUACUGUCAUUUUUUUCAUCGAUUUGUACAAAUUUCGAAAGGGAAACGUACAACACCCUCCAAUCCCUGGCCCUUCGAGGAUGCUGCCAGGAAGAAAGGCAUUUGUUUUCGUUAUAAAGCAUUCAAGAUUCCAAACACCUGGAUUUAAAGGAUAUUGGAGAGGAGAGGUUGUGCAUUUCUCUUACCGCUUGCCUUUUGCCGCGAUUGUUCGGAAGAGAAGAGAGAGAGAGAGAAAAUACUUAACGGAUUCUGGAAUACUCGUUUAGCUCACCUAAGACCAUCCGGCUAACCCCACAGAAGGGCGUUGAAUGGUGGGCCGUUAAUUUAUUAAAACUGUUAAUUUAUUGAAGUUAUUUAUUUGCUCACCAACUCGGCCGUUUAGGCUAAGCCUACCGGCAGCAAUCGAACGUUUCUGUUCGAAUGGUUUCCCAGUUUUUCCACCCCUGGUUUGAAGUGAAUUAAUGUUAAUGUUGUAGGUUACAAAUAAAGCCCUUAUGAAACGAAAA